This is a messenger RNA of Frankliniella occidentalis (western flower thrips), 1643 nucleotides long. RefSeq names its product chorion protein S36-like. The transcript is spliced from 2 exons. The coding region runs from base 77 to 1513 and encodes 478 amino acids. The record is from RefSeq and is a predicted model, not a curated record. NCBI's taxonomy places the organism in Eukaryota, Metazoa, Arthropoda, Insecta, Thysanoptera, Thripidae.
AUUCGUGCUCUGGCAGAAGCGUCACAUCCACUACAGCUCUCUCAGCAGCAGCAGCUCGGGAGCAGCACCUCACAACAUGAAGACUUUCAUCCUAUCCUGUGUCGUCCUGCUGGCGGUGGUUGCUUCCGCCGAGGAGAAGCACCACAAGAAGCGCGCCCUGUCUGGGUUCAGCUUCGGCACCCAGGUCGACUCCAACUCCGGAUCCGGCUACAACUCAGGCGUCAAGUCCCGCGGCUACAACUCUGUUUCCAACUUCGGAAACGGACUUGGCUACGGCUCCGGAUCUGCUAGCUUCGGAUCUGGACUCGGCUACAGCUCUGGUGCUAACUACGGCUCCGGAUCUUCUAGCUUCGGAUCAGACCUCGGCUACUCCUCUGGUGCCAACUACGGCUCCGGAUCUGCUAGCUUCGGUUCUGGACUCGGCUACAGCUCUGGUGCCAACUACGGCUCCGGAUCUGCUAACUUCGGUUCUGGACUCGGCUACAGCUCUGGUGCCAACUACGGUUCCGGAUCUGCCACUUUCGGAUCCGGACUCGGCUACAACUCCGGUGCCAACUACGGCUCCGGCUCUGCUAGCUUCAAGUCCGGUCUCGACUUCAGCUCCGGCGCAAGCUACGGAUCUGGCGCCAGCUACGGCUCUGGCUACAGCGGCGCUGCCCUGGACUCCGUCUCCGUUACCGCUGCUGCUGCACCCGCCAUCGCCCUCCCCGCCCCCCACAUCGUGUCCGAGCACCACCACACAGACAUCGUGAGGAAGAUCGCCACCCCCUACGCCAAGCCCUACACCGUCACCGUGGAGAGGAAGAUCCCCGUUGAGCAGCCCUACCCCGUGCCCUACAAGGUCGACAAGCCCUACCCCGUCGAGGUACCCGUGCCCCAGCCCUACAACGUCGACAAGCCCUACCCCGUGCACGUCGACAAGCCAUACGAGGUGAAGGUUGCCCAGCCCGUGCCCGUUGCCGUCCACGAGAACGUCCCCGUGCCCGUCCACACCCCCGUGGCCGUGCCCGUCGUCAACAAGGUUGCCGUGCCUGUGCCCCACCCCGUGCACGUGCCCAUCAUCGCCCACAGCCCUCCCAUCAUCGCCCACAGCGCCCCCGUGAUCGCCUCCGCCCCUGCCAUCUCCUACAGCGCUGCCCCCGCUCUGUCUCUUGGCUCCACCAGCUCCUUCGGCUCCUUCGGCUCCUACGGUGACGCUUCCCUUGGUUCCUUCGGUGGCGCUUCCCUCGGCUCCUACGGUGGCGCUUCCCUCGGCUCCUUCGGCGGUGCUUCCCUUGGCUCCUUCGGUGGUGCCUCCCUCGGCAGCGGCUCUCUGGGUUACAGCAGCCUUGGCAGCGGCUCUCUGGGUUACAGCAGCCUUGGCAGCUACGGCGGCGCAUAUGGCUAUGGCAGCUCUCUUGGCAGCUCCCUCGGCAGCUCUUUCGGCAGCUCUCUCGGCAGCUCCUUCGGCAGCUCCCUCGGUAGCUCCUUCGGUGGCUCCUUCGGCAGCACUCUCCCCAUUCGCAAGCGCUAAACCGGCCCUUGCCAGACAUCUUUCGUGGACCUUCAAGAUCUAGAACCAUCGUGCAUCAUCACCAUGCUACAGGAUAGUCGUUAGUCAAAAGUGUUUGUGAUAAAACUGUUUAAAUAAAAUCUUCAUGAAA